Molecule: messenger RNA, 1568 nt
Organism: Chanos chanos (milkfish)
Lineage: Eukaryota; Metazoa; Chordata; Actinopteri; Gonorynchiformes; Chanidae
Gene: lrr1
Product: leucine rich repeat protein 1
Exons: 5
Coding region: 303-1568 (421 amino acids)
Cellular component (GO): cytoplasm
Molecular function (GO): protein binding
Source: RefSeq, a predicted model, not a curated record
CUGUUGACUAAGAGGGUUCGGAAAGUUGGGAAAUUAUAUUGUCUGUCAGUUAGGACGGGACUUAAUCUGAAGAGACGAUCGUUCCAUGGAGAACUGUUAAAUGGUACAGCCUGACAUCAUCCUAUUCAGGACACACAUACAGUUGUACCAGCCUGUCGUUGAAAUCUGAUCAUGUCGACACAAACAUGUGUGGCGUGUUUGACGUAAAUAUGGGUGUUACUGCGGAACUUUUGCAAAACACUUUAUGAUUAAUCCGCGACACCUUUUUAAAGGAAUUUAUCCAGACAGUAGUCUUAAGCACAAUGAAGCUACAAUGCGACGUCGAAGUUAUAAAUCGGAUGCUGCCAACGUUUGGACUGAAAAGCAGAGGCAAAGGAGACCGAGCGUUGUUGUCUAUAGGUAAACAUGUAGACAAGACCACUCAACGUAGCAACAUUUAUUUGUUAAUCUGCACAGCAAAGGACAGGGCUGGUUCUAAAUUUAAGUUAAAGGAGAAUAUUGAGAAAUUCUUCACAAGGUUUAUUGAGGAGGGUAAAGCUACGAUGAGACUGAAGGAACCAGCUGUGGACAUUUGUCUGAGUAAGGCCGAUGCCAACAGCUUGAAGAAUUUCCUGUCUGCUGCCCGUCUGGCGCACAACGGAAGCAACACAGACAGUCUCCCCUUAUCUAACCUCACGCCAGUCCGCGCCCGGGACGUGGAGAAACCGAAGAAAAAACUGACCAUCGUUUCCAAGAAGGACUACCCACUCACCUCCAACUUUCCCUACUCGCUGGAGCAGCUCCAGGUCUCCUACUGUAAACUGUCCCGGAUUGACAUGCGCAUGCUGUCCCUCAAAGCUCUGCGCAAACUGGACCUCAGCAACAACCACAUAAAGAAACUUCCGGAUACCAUCGGUGACCUUGGUUGCCUGACUGAACUGAUUCUCCACAAUAACCAUCUGGAGAGCUUCAGCGAGGCCCUGUGCCUGUCUAGCCUUCAGCGAACUCUGCAGCAUCUGGACCUGAGUCAGAAUCGCCUGCAGGUCCUGCCCGCCCGGUUCUGCCAGCUGCGCGAGCUGGUGAACCUCAAACUCGACGACAACAAGCUGAUGAGGCUGCCGUUCCGCGUCGGACAGCUUUCCAAAAUGCGGUAUCUCUCGGCGGCCCAUAACCAGCUGGCCGUGCUGCCCAGCAACUUCCGCAAGUUGACGCUGGAAAACUUGGACCUCUUUGGGAAUCCUUUCACCCAACCCAAUCCCCUUGACCACUCCAUCCGCCUCACGUUUCCCCUCACACUACUGGAACUGGCCUCUCGAGCCGUUGUAGACCUCAGAAUUCCUUACGGACCCAGCAUCAUUCCAUUCCACCUGUGUCGGGAGCUGGAAGCGGCCAAAGUGUGCGACUGCGGACGAGCCUGUCUGAGCGCCUACAUCCAGACGACCUUUAGCAUGAACCUGCACAUGGUCUCUCACACCGUGGUUCUGGUGGAUGACAUGGGCGGAACCGAAGCCCCGGUACAGAGGCAUUUCUGCUCUCUCGUCUGUUACUGCGAGUUUCUGGACAGCUGUGUCCAACGGGGGCUCAGAUGA